Molecule: messenger RNA, 858 nt
Organism: Penicillium canescens
Lineage: Eukaryota; Fungi; Ascomycota; Eurotiomycetes; Eurotiales; Aspergillaceae
Exons: 2
Coding region: 1-858 (285 amino acids)
Source: RefSeq, a predicted model, not a curated record
AUGCCGUGCGCAGCGAUCUACACCGUGGAGGGCAUCCUCGAUCUUAAGAUUGUCCCUCCUGGGAAUGGCAAGCAAUACUGCCUAGCUAAAACCAAAAAGUCCCGUGGAAAACUCCAGUGUGGCAGUGUGAUUUCCGAGAGAAAUCAAGAAAAAGCUUGGUAUCUGCUGCGCGAAUGCAUGUCGUGUUCGGAUUUAGAUGACCAGGCGGUUGAAUGUCACACGAAGAAGCUCUGCGAGCUGCUCAUUCAUAGCCGUCAUGAAGGACAGCGCAAAUUGAACGUCGAGAAAUGGAACCAGAAGAUUUUCGAGUUCAGAAAUGAUCCAAGGAACCGAAAUGCGUGCAGACAACCCCUAUGCCCCUUGGAGAAACAACCCGACUGCUUAUCGAGUGACCCUAUUCAUUAUCCCAUUCUUCCAUACGCCAUUGAUGACGCUGUCGAGUCAGAGGAGAUCACGAUCCACAGUUCAGUCCUCGAAAUCCGAGAGGAUGCGACGGUGGAGCGAUACCGGAGCAUAGAGGCCGAUCAAUCACGCAGUGUAUCCACGAAUGAGUCAAUUGAAGAAAUAUCAACGUCCAAUACUUCCAGCCAUGUGGCCCAUUCUUCACACCAUGGUCUUUCAGACAACAAUUCAACGGUGCACUCGCCUAUUACCUUGUUCUCCUGUGUAUUUGGCCUGUUCAUGCAAUUUGGCGCCUUUUGUGGACUUCGAGUUCAAAUUGGAAAAUCACAACCAAGACAGAACAGCUCGAAUGGAUCAAUAGUCCGUUUUAAAUUCGAACUGGUCCUUUUGGAGAGGUUCAUGCCCCUCUGUGUAUUGUUAUUGGUGGGGAUUUUCCAAUUUUGGGAUUUCUACUAG